Molecule: messenger RNA, 393 nt
Organism: Parascedosporium putredinis
Lineage: Eukaryota; Fungi; Ascomycota; Sordariomycetes; Microascales; Microascaceae
Source: the annotation of a GenBank genome assembly
AUGAAAGCGGAAUUCCCGAAAGUGGAACAUAUCCUCAUAGUUGGAAUAGUAGGAGGAAUGCCGUACUACGGUCUCGACAAGCGCCAAAUUAAACUCGGAGACGUUGUCGUUGACUACCCAGAGGUAAUUAAGUUGGCCAUGCGUCAUCGCCAGGCUAGCAGCCGGCGUGCGAAGCGCAGCGGGCCUGAAGCCGAAUAUCGCGUGCCCGAGGCUUUGCAGGCCGCGGUGGAUAAUCUCCGAACUACACAAGAUGUGUUUGGGACAAAGAUCCCGGAGAUCCUAGCUCAAUUACGCAAGGUGCUUCCGGAUACGAUCGAACCCUUGAUAGCAUCCACAAUGAGAAGGGAACCCGGAGCCUUCUACACAUCCUGGCUGCAGCAGUACGCCCACUGA